Messenger RNA from Solanum verrucosum, 2571 nucleotides. RefSeq lists its product as uncharacterized. Gene Ontology annotation, cellular component: cytosol. The transcript has 11 exons. Gene Ontology annotation, molecular function: serine-type endopeptidase activity. Bases 85 to 2364 code for a protein of 759 amino acids. Gene Ontology annotation, biological process: proteolysis. The record is from RefSeq and is a predicted model, not a curated record. Lineage: Eukaryota; Viridiplantae; Streptophyta; Magnoliopsida; Solanales; Solanaceae.
AGGGUCAAAAACUUUUUGAAAGGAGCUUUUAGUAAGACCCGUUCUAUACCAACAAAAAGAAUUGCCACGCCAACGCCGCUUUGAAUGGUUGAGUCGUGCGUCGGGCGACCAUUGUUUUUAGUGUUGGGUUCUGCUUGUGUUGCUGCUACCAGGGCUAAGCUGUCAAUUCGGUUCCGCUCUAAAGUUUCUUCCGUUUUCUCCCUGCGAGCUAUGGCAAAAACCACACCGUCGCAGUCGCCUUCGCCGCCGACGCCAAAGAAACUGAGGCACGAUAUGGAGUUGUUCGGGGACGUUAGAGUAGACAACUACUACUGGCUCCGUGAUGACUCUCGUUCUAACCCAGAGCUCCUCUCUUACCUCCACGAAGAAAAUGCUUACACAGAUUCUGUAAUGUCUGGGACCAAACAAUUAGAGGAUCAUAUUUAUACCGAGAUAAGAGGAAGAAUUAAAGAAGAUGACAUAUCUGCACCCAUGCGGAGAGGAUCAUACUUUUACUACACGAGGAACUUGGAGGGUAAGGAAUAUGUCCAACAUUGUAGAUGCUAUGUGCCUACAAGUGGAGCUCCAACAUCUGUUUAUGAUACGAUGCCAACUGGACCUGAUGCUCCUUCUGAGCAUAUUAUCUUGGAUGAGAAUGUGAAAGCUCUAGAACAUGCAUAUUACAGUAUUGGUGCUUUCAAAGUCAGCCCAAAUAACAAGUUAGUUGCAUAUGCAGAGGACACAAAAGGGGAUGAAAUAUACACUGUUUAUGUUAUUGAUGCAGAGUCUGGAAUGCUGGUUGGGAAACCUCUGGUUGGUGCCAUUACAUCAUAUCUCGAAUGGGCAGGUGAUGACGCAUUGGUUUACGUCACAAUGGAUGAGAUCCUUCGACCAGACAAGGUCUGGUUGCAUGAAUUGGGAACUAACCAGUUAGAUAACUCUUGCCUUUAUCAUGAAAAUGACGAAACAUUUUCUUUGGAUCUUCAAGCAUCUGAGAGCAAGAAAUAUUUAUUUAUUGCAUCUGAGAGUAAAAUUACCAGAUUUGUCUUUUAUCUAGACACUUCAAAACCUGAAAAUGGAUUGGUGGUAUUAACAUCACGUGUGACUGGCAUUGACACAUCAGCUAGUCAUCGUGGAAAUCAUUUCUUCAUCAAGAGGAGAAGUGAUGAAUGUUUCAAUUCAGAAUUACUUGCAUGCCCUGUGGAAAACAUAUCUGCUACCACUGUUCUCCUUCCUCACCGUCCAAGCAUUAAGCUCCAGGACAUACAACUUUUUACCGACCAUCUUGCUGUUCAUGAACGUGAAAAUGGUCUACCCAGAAUUACUGUAUAUCGCCUUCCUGCUGUUGGAGAGCCACUAGAAAGACUUCAAGGUGGUCGUGCUGUUGAUUUUGUUGAUCCUGUAUACUCUGUUGAUCCAUUAGAAUCAGAAUUUGAAUCCGGUGUACUCAGGUUUUCCUAUAGCUCAAUGAGAACCCCACCUUCUGUAUAUGAUUAUGAUAUGGACACAGGGGUUUCGGUGCUGAAGAAGAUUGAAACGGUACUGGGAGGCUUUGAUGCAUCAAAUUAUGUAACUGAGAGGCAAUGGGCUACUGCUUCAGAUGGCACACAGAUACCUAUAUCAAUAAUCUAUCAAAAAAAUCUUGUAAAACUUGAUAGUUCAGAUCCGUUGCUUCUUUAUGGUUAUGGAUCCUACGAGAUAUGUAUUGAUCCCACUUUCAAGGCGUCACGCUUUUCUCUGUUAGACAGGGGUUUCAUUUACACUAUUGCUCACAUUCGUGGAGGUGGUGAAAUGGGGAGGCAGUGGUAUGAAAAUGGGAAACUGUUGAAAAAGAAAAAUACUUUCACAGAUUUCAUUGCUUGUGCAGAAUAUUUAAUAGACAAGAAGUACUGUUCCAAGGAAAAGCUUUGUAUCAAUGGAAGAAGUGCAGGUGGAUUGCUGAUCGGUGCUGUUGUUAACAUGCGUCCUAAUUUGUUCAAAGCCGCUGUUGCUGGGGUUCCUUUUGUAGAUGUUGUAACUACAAUGCUUGAUCCAACUAUUCCUUUAACAACUUCAGAGUGGGAGGAAUGGGGUGAUCCACGUCAGGAAGAAUUCUAUUCCUACAUGAAGUCAUAUUCCCCUGUUGAUAAUGUCAAAGCACAGAAUUAUCCAGACAUUCUUGUUACAGCUGGCUUGAAUGAUCCACGUGUUAUGUACUCUGAGCCAGCAAAGUUUGUGGCCAAGUUGAGAGAUAUGAAGACGAAUGAUAAUUUACUCUUGUUCAAAUGUGAAAUGGGUGCAGGACAUUUUUCAAAAUCUGGAAGAUUUGAGAAGCUCCAGGAGGAUGCCUUCACCUACACUUUCAUACUCAAAGCUCUCAAUAUGCUAGGCUCUGAUCAACAAUGAUGAAAUAAUGUUGAUAUAUUCCUAUUUUUUCAACAAUUCUUAACAUUUAGUAAUGUCUUAUUUUUGGUUCAAAAUCUGAUCUUUGUACUCAUUUUAUUGACUUUGAUUGGCUUCUACUAUUUUGUCGACGAUCCUUAACACUCUUUUAUUGAUUAGUUUUGGUUCCAAAUCUGAUGGUUGUCCACAUUAGUUUGUGUUUUUUUUUCC